GCGUGCCGGGGCAGAGCCGCGUGGGAGCAGGACGCACCAUGGCCGAGCGCCUGUCGGAGGAGAAGAUCGCGGAAUUCAAGGAGGCUUUUUCCCUCUUUGACCGGGAUGGGGAUGGCUGCAUCACCACCAAGGAGUUGGGCACCGUCAUGCGCUCCCUGGGGCAGAACCCCACCGAGGCAGAGCUGCAGGACAUGGUGGGAGAGGUGGACGCCGACGGCAGCGGCACCAUCGACUUCCCGGAGUUCCUGUCGCUGAUGGCCAGGAAGAUGAGGGACACGGACAGUGAGGAGGAGAUCAGGGAGGCUUUCCGUGUCUUUGAUAAGGAUGGGAACGGCUACAUCAGCGCCGCGGAGCUGCGGCACGUCAUGACCAACCUUGGGGAGAAGCUGACGGAUGAGGAGGUAGAUGAGAUGAUCAAGGAGGCUGAUUGCAACAACGAUGGGCAGGUCAACUAUGAGGAGUUCGUGAGGAUGAUGACGGAGAAGUGA
Messenger RNA from Acanthisitta chloris (rifleman), 488 nucleotides. RefSeq names its product calmodulin 2 (phosphorylase kinase, delta) (gene CALM2). The coding region runs from base 39 to 488 and encodes 149 amino acids. Gene Ontology annotation, molecular function: calcium ion binding. NCBI's taxonomy places the organism in Eukaryota, Metazoa, Chordata, Aves, Passeriformes, Acanthisittidae. Gene Ontology annotation, biological process: regulation of ryanodine-sensitive calcium-release channel activity. The record is from RefSeq and is a predicted model, not a curated record. The transcript has a single exon.